Molecule: messenger RNA, 255 nt
Organism: Penicillium concentricum
Lineage: Eukaryota; Fungi; Ascomycota; Eurotiomycetes; Eurotiales; Aspergillaceae
Exons: 1
Coding region: 1-255 (84 amino acids)
Source: RefSeq, a predicted model, not a curated record
AUGGAAUGGCAGCAGAAGGAGGCCGCCAAACGCCUCAACACCGAGGCAGAAUACUUCGACGAGGGUUACGAACGGGACGUGUGGCUGUAUGGCGAGCCCAAGCUAUUCGACUUCGGCACCAAGCCAAUUGAACAGCAAAUGGCCACAGCUCCGGUCACGGUGCAGUACAGUUUCUCCAGUGAAAACCAAGAAUGGGUCCCACCACCGCGGGGAGUCAAGCGCAUCAACUCCCACCUACAAACCAUGCUACAGUGA